Salarias fasciatus (jewelled blenny) is the source of this 2707-nucleotide messenger RNA. RefSeq names its product splicing factor 1 (gene sf1). Lineage: Eukaryota; Metazoa; Chordata; Actinopteri; Blenniiformes; Blenniidae. Gene Ontology annotation, biological process: regulation of mRNA splicing, via spliceosome. Gene Ontology annotation, molecular function: mRNA binding; zinc ion binding. Gene Ontology annotation, cellular component: nucleus. The record is from RefSeq and is a predicted model, not a curated record. The transcript is spliced from 12 exons. The coding region runs from base 132 to 2171 and encodes 679 amino acids.
UGAUUUACCGCCGGGCGCCAUUUUGCUGUCCGUUUUCCAGGCUGCCUCACUGAGAGUUUCAACACUUUUACUCCUCUCCAGGCAGAUUAAACACCGCGAAGCCUCAGUCGGAAGCCGUCUCACACCCGACAAUGGCCACGGGAGCGAACGCAACUCCUCUGGGGAAGUUGCACCCCAGCAUCGGGGCGAAGCGGAGCUUCGAGGCUGGGCCUGGAGCGGGAAACGGCCUGAUGCCCACCCCGGGGCCGCCCGGGACCUUCCCCGCUAUGCAGGCCUUCCAGCCCGCCAUGCCGAGCCCCGCAUUCCCGCAGGCGCACCAGUUCAACCCGGGGACGAGCUUCUCCCCGCAGGCUCCGGCCCAGCCGGCCGCCGGGGCCGGUCUCGUCAAGCCGGAUUUCGGCCAGAAGAAACAAAGAAAGAAGAGUCGCUGGAGCAGCGAGACGCCCGAUCAGAAGACGGUCAUCCCGGGCAUGCCCACCGUCAUCCCCCCCGGCCUGACCCGCGACCAGGAGAGAGCUUAUAUAGUCCAACUGCAGAUCGAAGACCUGACUCGUAAACUGCGUACAGGAGACCUGGGAAUCCCUGUUAACCCUGAGGACAGGUCUCCGUCUCCGGAGCCCAUCUACAACAGCGAGGGCAAGAGGCUGAACACCCGGGAGUACCGCACCAGGAAGAAGAUCGAGGAGGAGCGCCACUCCCUCAUCACGGAGAUGGUCGGACUCAACCCAGACUUCAAGCCUCCGGCGGACUACAAGCCUCCGGCAACCAGAGUCAACGACAAAGUCAUGAUUCCCCAAGACGAGUAUCCCGAGAUCAACUUUGUCGGCCUGCUCAUCGGCCCGCGGGGAAACACCCUGAAGAACAUCGAGAAGGAGUGCUGCGCCAAGAUCAUGAUCCGAGGGAAGGGCUCGGUGAAGGAGGGCAAGGUGGGCCGCAAGGACGGCCAGAUGCUGCCGGGCGAGGACGAGCCGCUGCACGCUCUGGUCACGGCCAACACCAUGGAGAACGUGAAGAAGGCCGUGGAGCAGAUCCGGAACAUCCUGAAGCAAGGCAUCGAGACGCCCGAGGACCAGAACGACCUCCGCAAGAUGCAGCUGAGGGAGCUGGCCCGGCUGAACGGCACGCUGAGGGAGGACGACAACAGGAUCCUGCGUCCCUGGCAGAACUCUGAGCCUCGCAGCAUCACCAACACCACCCUCUGCACCAAGUGUGGCGGAGCGGGACACAUCUCCUCCGACUGCAAGUACACCAGCACGUUCGCCGCCCACCGGGCCUCGGGGGGCGAGCCCCCCCAGUCGGCUCAGGACAAGGCCCGCAUGGACAAGGAGUACCUGUCCCUCAUGGCCGAGCUGGGGGAGGCCCCGGUGCCCUCCUCUGGGGGGGGCCACUCCAACAGCCCAGGGGGGGGGCACCGGUCCUCGGGCCCCAGCAGCAGCAACCAGCCACCCCCGAGCCGCCCCCCCUGGAUGAACUCCAGCCCCUCUGAGAGCAGGAACUUCCACAGCAUGCACGCGGGCCCCAGCGCUCCCGGGGGGCCGCACAGCUUCCCUCCCCCGAUGCCCAGCAUGGCAGGCCCGCCGAUGCCCCCGAACCCCAACGGGAUGCCCCCACCCUGGAUGCAGCCCCCGCCCCCUCCCAUGGGCCAGGCACCCGGACCUCACGGACACCCCAUGGGUCUGCUCCCUCCCCCGAUGGGCAUGAUGCCGCCUCCCCCGCCCCCGCCCAGCAGCCAGCCGCCGCCUCCCCCUUCUGGGCCCCUGCCGCCAUGGCAACAGCAGGCCCCUCCUCCCCCUCCCACCAGCAGCAUGGCGACCAGCUCGGCGCUGCCGUGGCAACAGAAUACCACCACCACGUCCAGCCCUGGCACCGGCACCCUGCCCCCCUGGCAGCAGCCCCAGCAGCCGGCCGCCUCGGCGGCGCAGCCCCCCCCUCCGAUGGGCACCCCGUCCAUGGUGCCGCCCCCGCCCGGCGUGCAGCCCCCCCUGCCCCCGGGUGCCCCCCCUCCCCCUCCGCCGCCGCCCCCGGGCUCCGCCGGCAUGAUGUACGCCCCUCCCCCGCCGCCGCCCCCCAUGGACCCCUCCAACUUCGUCACCAUGAUGGGGAUGGGCGUCCCCGGCAUGCCCCCCUUCGGCAUGCCGCCGGCCCCGCCCCCGCCCCCCCCUCAGAGCUAAGCCGUCCGCAGGAGGAGGGGCAGCAGACUGACGCACAGCGACCGCCGGACCACAUAACCAGUGCUUUAUUUUUUAUCCAGUCUGAUGGAGGAGGCCCGGCCUGCUCCCCCACCCCCCAGUCCAGGAGCGAGUGUGAGAGUGUGUGUGUGUCCGUGUCCGCUCACACACACACACACACCGUCGCUGUCAGCCACGUCACGUUCAGUCUCAGCCCGCCAUGCAUGACCUGUCUGUCCCGUCGGCUCUCGGAUGGAGAAGAUGAAUAUUUUUGUAUUCCGUGGAGUGUCUCAGUUCUGUCCGCCUCUGUAGUCUCGUCCGUUGUUUUGCAGUCUCCGGGACUUUGUUUGUUUGUUUUUUUGUUUUUUUUUCUGCGUCUCCGGCGUGUCGGCGAGGUCAGAGCUCGCCAACACGCCGCCACCGCGGUGUCUGUCGGCCCCGGUUUUAGAGAAGAAACUGUUAGCCCCCCCGUUCUGGAGUCGCCUGAAUGAAUAGCUGUUGAACUCUUGCUUGGUUUAGUAUUAAACUGAUUAAUUUCA